Brienomyrus brachyistius is the source of this 4073-nucleotide messenger RNA. RefSeq names its product extracellular calcium-sensing receptor-like. Gene Ontology annotation, molecular function: G protein-coupled receptor activity. Gene Ontology annotation, cellular component: membrane. The record is from RefSeq and is a predicted model, not a curated record. NCBI's taxonomy places the organism in Eukaryota, Metazoa, Chordata, Actinopteri, Osteoglossiformes, Mormyridae. Bases 237 to 2573 code for a protein of 778 amino acids. Gene Ontology annotation, biological process: G protein-coupled receptor signaling pathway. The transcript is spliced from 6 exons.
GGGCAUGCGCUCUGCUGCGGGUGAUCUGCUCAGCCGUGCUCUGGGCCUCCUGUCACCAGCAGACCUGCCAGCCCAUCGCUGGACACUCCAGCCUGGGGGCACUGGAGCGAGAGGGGGACGUCACCUUGGGAGGGCUCUUCUCCCUCCACGACUCAGUGCUGGAACCUGACUUGACUUUUGGAUCCAGACCCACUCCCACACGCUGCUCUGGGUUCAACUUCCGAACCUUUAGAUGGAUGCAGACCAUGAUUUUUGCCAUAGAAGAGAUUAACCGACAGGGUCACCUUCUUCCCAACCUGACCCUGGGCUACAAGAUCUAUGACUCCUGCAGCACCACCUUCCAGGCGCUGCGAGCAGCAAUGGCGCUGGUGAAUGGGCGCGGCCCGGGCAAGGAGGCAGCCAGUUGCAGUUCCGCGGUGCCCAUCGUCAUCGGUGAUGGCGGUUCCACUCUCUCCCUGGUGGUGGCGCGACUUCUGAGCAUCCUUCGUUUGCCACAGGUGAGCUACUUCUCUAGCUGUGCCUGCCUGAGUAACAAGAAGGAGUUCCCAGCCUUCCUGAGGACCAUGCCCAGCGACCUCUUUCAGGUCGACGCCCUGGCCCUGUUGGUUCGCCACUCGGGCUGGACCUGGGUUGGCACAGUGGCCGGGGAUGACGACUACGGCCGGCAGGGCAUCCAGAUCUUCAACCAGCAGGUGGGAAGUCAGGGUGCAUGUGUGGCCUUUCUGGAGGUCAUCCCCAAGAACCAUGCCGGCGAGCGUAUGUCCAGCAUCGUGCGACGCAUACGGCUGUCCGGCGUGCGCGUGGUGCUGCUCUUUGCCCUGGAGCAGGAUGCAGGGGCGCUCUUUCAGGAGGUGCUCAGGCAGAACCUGACCGGCAUCCAGUGGCUGGCCAGUGAGGCAUGGGUCACAGCAUCCGUGCUGGCCACACCGCACUUCCAGCCCAUCUUGCAAGGCUCCGUGGGGUUCGCGAUCCGCCGGGCCGACCUGCCCGGGCUGAAGCCCUUCCUCCUCCGCCUGCACCCAUCCAUGGCUCCCUCCGACCCCUUUGUCCUUGAGUUCUGGGAGAAGACCUUCGGGUGCACAUUCCAGGGCACCCUGGGCCAGAGCCGCUGCACCGGCUCUGAGCAGCUCGCCAGCGUCACGAAUAUCUAUGCUGACGUGACACAGCUGAGGAUCUCCUACAACGUGUACAAGGCAGUGUACGCCAUCGCUCACUCUCUGCGCUCCAUGCUGCAGUGUGGGCCAGGGGGGGCACCCUUCUCUGGGGGCUCCUGUCCUCACGUCUCCAACAUCCAGCCUUGGCAGCUCCUGCACUACAUGAAGCAGGUGGAAUUCACCAAUGAGUUCGGGGAGACUACGAAAUUCGACAAGAACGGGGACGCCGUGGCAAUGUACGAUCUGAUAAACUGGCAGCUCACGGGCGACGGCGCCGUCAGGUUUGCCACGGUGGGCCGGUUCGACGGGACAUUGAGCCCCGAUAAGAAGCUAAUGAUCGACGACAAGGCUAUCGUCUGGAACGGGAACCUGAAACAAGUCCCCCGGUCCGUCUGCAGCGACAGCUGCCCCCCCGGCACUCGCAAGGCCAUCAAGCCUCGCCUCCCUGUCUGCUGCUUUGACUGCAUUGUCUGCACAGCUGGGGAGGUUAGCAAUCAGACAGACGCCAUAGAGUGUGAGAGGUGCCAGCCGGAGUUCUGGUCCAAUGAGGACCGCGACGCGUGUGUCCCCAAGCAGCUGGACUAUCUGUCCUUCCAGGACACUAUGGGCAGCACCCUCCUGGCAAUGGCGCUCCUCGGGGCCUGCUGCACCACUGCUGUGGCUUUGGUCUUCACUUGCCACAGGAACACGCCGAUCGUGCGCGCCAACAACUCGGAGCUGAGCUUCUUGAUCCUGUGCUCUCUGGCGCUCUGCUUCCUGUGCGCCCUGGCCUUCCUGGGCCGGCCCUCGGCCUGGUCCUGCCAGCUGCGUCACACCGCCUUUGGCGUCGCCUUUGUGCUCUGCAUCUCCUGCAUCCUGGGCAAGACCGUGGUGGUGCUGAUGGCCUUCCGGGCCACGCUGCCAGGCAGCCGAGUCAUGCGCUGGUUUGCUCCCAUGCAGCAGAGGGCCAGCAUCUUCCUCUGUACCUUAGUGCAGGUGCUCAUCUGCAGCCUGUGGCUGGGGCUCGCCCCGCCGUCGCCGCGGAGACUGCUGACGCGCGAGAGUGCUCACAUCCUCCUGCUGUGUGAUGUGGGCUCCAGUCUGGCCUUCUCCCUUGUGUUGGGCUACAUCGGCUUAUUGGCCUGCCUCUGCUUCCUGCUGGCCUUCCUGGCCAGGAAGCUGCCGGACAACUUCAACGAGGCCAAGUUCAUCACCUUCAGCAUGCUCAUCUUCUGCGCCGUCUGGGUGGCCUUCGUGCCCGCCUACGUCAGCUCGCCGGGGAAGUACUCCACAGCCACGGAGAUCUUCGCCAUCCUGGCCUCCAGCUUUGGCCUCCUGGUCUGCCUCUUCUUUCCUAAGUGCUACAUAAUUUUGCUGAAACCAGAGAAGAACAACCGAAAGAACAUGAUGACAAAAUCGACACCAGGGAAGCAAUAUUAGAUUGAAGUUUCAUCUUUGGCCCUGUAAUAUAUGAUUCCAGAAAAGAAUGGAUUCCUCAGAUCCUAUUUCUGCGGGUUUAUUUUCCUUCUGCACCCAGUAGUAUGUAGGUAAGAUAAAUGUAUGGAACCUGAGCACUAAGCCUGUUAUGUAUAAUGACUAGUUCCUAGUGGGAGAAAAAAAAGUCACACCAGUAUGCUUUGGUGUUUAUGAGGAAGUGACAUGAAUAUGUCUCCUUUUAGUCCAUUUACAGCACUACUGUGGAACAUGUUUGGGGAGCAGCGAUCAAGCAGAAAUAACCAUAAAGAGCAGUGCGGAUUGGCAAAUGUGGGUGGCAUUACUGUACCAUACACUGUAUAUUCAUUCUUCUAUAUUUCAACAGUUUAUCUUAGUCAGCGCUGGGGGUGGGGGGGCCCAGGCAGCACAGGGCACAAAGCAGGGUAGACCCUGGAAGCAAUACCAUGCACACAAAAUUAUUUACUAGAGGUCAUUUAGCCAGUUAUGCCAGAGUCUCUGACUCUUAUUUUGCCGGAAUAUCUCACCUGUAACCACACAGAAUGCAGAAGGUUUACAGGAAACAGGAUUUAUUAAUCUUCAGAUGGUGUGAAAUGUGGUGAAGAUCGAAAGGCCGGGCCCAAAGUGCACACCUGCCAAGACACGACAUAGUGAAACCUGUACCAUUUGUAAUGUCCUUAACACAAGAGGAAAGGGAUGGAGCCACAUGGCAUCUGUGUCGUUUAUAAAGAUUAUACAGGCGGCUGCCGCUUUGUCAGGCCUGCCUGGGCGUAAAGCAGACCUGCGCUCCACAGGAACUGCAUGGAGAAGCAGCUGUCAAUGACUAAUUAAAAUCAGUGUCCCCUGAGAUUCACUACAUGAAAACAGGGCAGGUGACACCCCCUUAGCCUGACCCCCACAGUAAUAAACAACCUGUUUCCAUCAUAGGCCCCCUGUUCUGAACCCCCACCACCACCACCACCAUGCAUAACCCCUGAUAUCUGAUGCUACGUUGUUAAAUGUAUCAAUUUAUUUUGUGAUGGGGGGGUUGGUGUAGGAUUGGUGCUUCCGUCAGCCUGAAGGCACAAGGCCCCUGCACUGAACUAAUGUCACUUAAUGACACAUAAUGACUAAACCGUGGUACAGUACACAGGACACACACUGUGGCUUUGAACUCAGGCUACAAGGAACGGAAUGUGGUCCACCUGGCUUGAAAUGUGUUGAAAAUGGGCUCGAAAUGGCCCAUAAUUACCAAACCUUUGUGUUUGCUGGUCUGUGCUUGAAGGCAAUUAUAGAUUUUGGAGCUAUUUUCCAGGAAUCCUCUAAUCAGAGAGUGACUUUGCAUGUUUUGGCUGAACGAAGCAGACAACAAACUAUGGCAAUUAUACUGUAUUCUAGUAUAUUUUAUUCUUGUUUGUAAUUGUAAAAUCUUCUAUUUGGCAAAAUAAAACAAUUAAGUCAUUCAUCCUGCUCACAAAUGAAGGCUCAAAUUAAAAUGUUUGAAAAAUA